UUGCUAGGUGUAGCUUCUUGGUGGCGGCAGUGACUCUAGGGUUUUCUUCAUCUGCACAUUCAAUCACCACCAACCAUGGGUCACUCCAAUGUGUGGAACUCCCACCCUAAGAACUAUGGUCCUGGUUCCCGUUCCUGUCGUGUCUGUGGCAAUCCUCAUGGAUUGAUACGGAAGUAUGGUCUGAUGUGCUGUAGGCAAUGCUUCCGCAGCAAUGCCAAGGAAAUUGGAUUUAUUAAGUACCGCUGAGCGCUAGACAAUCUGUCCAACACUGGUGGAGGUUCUGUCUGAAGAUCUUGUCGCCAGAUGUUCACUUUUAUAAUUAUCCUGAUGUAGUUUCUCGAUUUUUAGUUUGUCCAUCUUGUUAGCCAAUUGGGAACACCUGCAAUUGUUAAUGUUACUGUUGAGACAUGCAACUUCCAUCAAUUAUGUUGCUUAAUAUUGCCCAACUUUUUCACGGUGUUGGAGCUUCUUAUUCAAUUCAAUGUUUGCUCUGAAGAAUUCAUAUUUGUCUGCAUUCAUGCUUUGUGUCUUGUACACCAUGGAAUUGGCAAAGCAUGGCCCGUAUGGGUUCGUCUUAAAAAUUAGCCCAGCCCUACUUUUAUCCCCUUAUCCCCACCGCUUUUCUGGUAGACUUUAAAAGUUUGUGUCUUUCCAAAUCUGGGUGACGAAAGGCCUCAUUUUUUGACUUCUGGGUAUUGGUUUUAUUUGCUUAAAUGGUAACUCUGUCUUAUUAUAGGUUGAGGUGCUUAUAAAGGGUUUUUGGGGAGGGAGUGUCGUUAAGGGUGAGAAGAAUAAUUGCACUCUUCCAUCUUGCUUUGCUUUCUGAGGACAUUUCUAUUUAGGGGUUUCGUGGUUUGAAGAGUGGGAAGAAGGCUUCUGGUGGUUACAGAAGAUAUUGACAUUAUGAAGAUUGUUGGCAUCUGGGUUUCCCUGUUUCUGUUUGGAACGGUUCUGCUGGUCCUCAGCUUCUCUGUCAGCGAAGGUUUGGCAUUUCCCCAAGACAGUGAUGGUAUGACAGCAGCAAUCAGUCGGAAAUUGAAGAGGAAUUCUUAUGAUAAAAGUAAUGAGAAGAGGAGCAAUGUGGAUCUGGAAGAUUAUCAUCCCAUCGAUCCAGUUCCAAGUUCAAAGGCUUCCAUAAAACCUGGACCCAUCCAGCAUGGUAGCCCUCUUAUACCAUACAUCCCAGGGAAGCCUUCACCUCCUGGACAUCCUAAGACUGGUGGAUCCACUUAGCCUGCUAAUGAGCCAUUUCUCAGCGAAAUGCUAGAAUGUCAAAAAUGUAGCAAAUUAAGUAACUUGUUUCUGAUUUCACUUAAUCAUGUUGUCUUUAAUAUUCUGUCCAGACAGUGAGGCAGUCAUCGAGAGUACCUAUGUAUUAUGCAUAUGUUUGUGUUUCUAUGAUCUGCAGGAAUGCUGUUCCAUUACUGACUCUGGCUUAACGUAUGUUCUUCAACAAAUAACAAGUUCACUUCAUU
This is a messenger RNA of Rubroshorea leprosula, 1475 nucleotides long. Lineage: Eukaryota; Viridiplantae; Streptophyta; Magnoliopsida; Malvales; Dipterocarpaceae. The record is from the annotation of a GenBank genome assembly.